GAAAUAACCAUUAUGACACUAUGCUUCACACUAGAUAAAUGGACAUAGUCUUCCUAUGUGGUUGACUUUAAUGAUUGUUUCUAUCAAUUAAAACAGUUUAAUUAGGUUUCUAGAAUCUAGUACAAUAGAUACAUGCUUCUAUGAUGUUCCUAUGGUGGGCUAACUCAUUUCUGAGUUCCAUUAUUACAGGCAAUGAGAACAAAACCAACACACACAGACUUUUCUCCACCAAAAGAGUGUUGUUGCUUUCUCUUCCUUUGUUUUCUUGCUCCAAAAAGACCAUGACUAGAAGAUGACGCGAAACCCACCAAUAAAUUGGAUUCUCAAGCAAGAAGAAGCAAAGCAACCUCACCUUUUAACGCAAAAGGUGAAAUUAUUAGUCGGUGUAGUUAACAGCAACUUGUUAACAAAUUGUAUUUAAUAGACAACAAGCAAUAGAGAUAUAUUAGCAUAGUUCAUCUAAGCACAUACUAAAUAAUAUAUUCUCUCUCUCAAUAUGAUGGACAAGAAGAAUGAAUUGGUGGACUUAUCUUCUUUUCUUCUUGUUGAAGGCAGCGCAGAUUCCGAGGGACUUUUGAAGCUCUGUGAGGAUGUGAAUAUGGACUGUGAUUAUGGUGAAGAAGAAGAAGAAGAAGAUGAUGAUGAUGCUGAAUCAUGCAGCUGUGACACAACAACACUGCUUGAAGUUUGUUGUUGUAGCGAGUUUGAUGAAGCUGAUAAAGAUUGUAGUGAUGGCCAGGAGCCAAGUUCAUGUAGGUGGAUGUUGGAAUUUACGUGUGAUAAAGAAGGUGAAGAAGAGGUGUCUAAGAGUGUAAGUAAGGAGGUGAUGGAUCAAAUGGAGGACACACUCUUUUGGGAGACUUGCCUGGCGGUAGGCUACCCUACCCAGCCUAGCUAUCCUUAGAUUUUAGGGCUUCAUUUUUUCCUUUGCCGACCUAAAUUACUAAUUAGAUUUUGGUAAUUUGAUAAAUUUAAAAUCAUGAAUUUCAGUUAUAUGUUUUCUUCUUCUAAGAAAAAGAUGAAAAAAAAAAUACAUAAAAAAAAAAAAAAACCUAAACCCAUUACUACAAGUGUUUCUAAGAUUUGAAUGAGCGAUGAACUGUUUUAUGUAUAGGUUGUGCUUUAAUUUUUGAAUUUUAAAAAUUAGGUAUAGGAUGGAUGGAGAAAUUGUCUUAUUGGAUGGAUUUUUUUUUUUUUUGAAUAUUCUUAUUGGAUGGAUUUCU
This is a messenger RNA of Jatropha curcas, 1223 nucleotides long. The record is from RefSeq and is a predicted model, not a curated record. NCBI's taxonomy places the organism in Eukaryota, Viridiplantae, Streptophyta, Magnoliopsida, Malpighiales, Euphorbiaceae.